UCAGCUUCCCCAUUUCCCGCCCCCAUUGCCCUUUCGCUCUCGCACUCUGAAGAUUUUCUCUGCAUUUUCUAGGGCAGCCUUUGCUCCCUAUUGGGUUCCAUUUCUAGGGUUUUUAUCAAGCCUGGGAGCUAAUCUGAUGUUUUAUGUUUCGCCAUUUUGAUGCUCAUAUUAUUGGUAUAUUUGUAAGAGGAUAUAAUUGUAGUGCAAGAUGGGCGCUUUGAGUGCCUUCUCUAUUUGCCCUUGUAGGUUCUCUUUUAACCCUAAUUUUAAUGGUGAAACCAGGAAAUCCUUCAUCUCAAAUGCCAUUGGAACUCCAUCCGUCACAGGUGCCAAGGAAUCUCGAUUGCGCCAAAAAAGAUCGGGGAGGCUGGAGGGUCCCAGUAAAAGUAUGGAGGAUUCAGUUCAAAGGAAAAUGGAGGAAUUUUACGAAGGAUCCAGUGGCCCACCUUUGCGUGUUCUUCCUAUAGGUGGUCUUGGUGAAAUUGGAAUGAACUGCAUGCUUGUAGGGCAUUAUGAUCGAUAUAUUCUAGUGGAUGCAGGUGUCAUGUUUCCUGACUAUGAUGAGCUUGGUGUCCAGAAAAUUAUACCUGAUACAACCUUCAUCAAAAGGUGGAGCCACAAAAUUGAAGCAGUAGUUAUAACACAUGGCCAUGAAGAUCACAUCGGUGCAUUGCCUUGGGUUAUCCCUGCUUUGGAUUCCCACACUCCCAUAUUUGCUUCUUCCUUCACGAUGGAGCUUAUCAAGAAGCGUUUGAAGGAAUUUAGCAUUUUUGUACCUUCAAGGCUUAAGUUAUUCAAGAUAAGGAAAAGGUUCAAUGCUGGACCCUUUGAAGUAGAGCCCAUUAGGGUUACUCAUUCCAUUCCAGAUUGUUGUGGACUGGUGCUGCGUUGUGCUGAUGGCACAAUUUUUCAUACUGGAGACUGGAAGAUUGAUGAGUCACCAUUGGAUGGAAAGAUUUUUGAUCGUCAGGCUUUGGAGGAACUUGCAAAAGAAGGUGUUACAUUGAUGAUGAGCGACUCAACUAAUGUUCUCUCACCUGGAAGGUCAAUGAGUGAGGCUGUUGUAAAGGAUGCAUUACUUCGGAAUAUUACAGCUGCACAAGGAAGAGUAAUAACUACACAGUUUGCAUCUAAUAUACAUCGCCUUGGAAGUGUGAAAGCUGCAGCUGAUAUUACUGGUCGAAAACUGGUCUUUGUUGGGAUGUCACUAAGGACAUACCUGGAUGCAGCCUGGAAGGAUGGGAAGGCACCGAUGGAUCCUUCAACUCUGAUAAAAGUGGAGGAUAUUGAUGCUUAUGCUCCAAAAGAUCUUCUAAUUGUCACAACGGGCUCCCAAGCAGAACCACGUGCUGCUCUGAAUCUUGCAUCAUUUGGAGGCAGCCAUUCCCUUAAGUUGACCACGGAGGAUUUGAUUUUAUAUUCAGCAAAGGUUAUACCUGGCAAUGAGACAAGAGUAAUGAAGAUGUUGAACCGCAUCUCUGAGAUAGGAUCGACCAUUGUAAUGGGAAAGAAUGAGGGGUUGCAUACUUCCGGUCAUGGAUAUCGUGGUGAACUGGAAGAAGUACUGCGAAUCGUAAAGCCCCAACAUUUCUUACCCAUCCAUGGAGAACUACUGUUCCUAAAGGAGCAUGAGUUGCUUGGAAAAUCAACUGGAAUUCAUCACACCACUGUAAUCAAGAAUGGAGAGAUGCUUGGAGUUUCACAUCUCAGAAACAGAAGAGUUCUGUCCAAUGGCUUUACUUCCCUGGGGAAGGAGAAUUUGCAGUUGAUGUACAGUGAUGGUGAUAAAGCAUUUGGAACUUCUGAAGAGUUGUGCAUCAAUGAGAGAAUGCGAAUUGCAUCAGAUGGAAUUAUAGUUGUGAGCAUGGAAAUUAUGCGCCCACCAAAAGUGGAUGGCUUUUUUUCUCAACCAUCCCUCAAAGGGAGAAUCAAAAUUACGACCAGAUGUCUCUGGCUUGACAAAGGAAAGUUAUUGGAAGCUCUGCAUAAGGCUGCUCAUGCUGCUCUCUCAAGCUGUCCUGUAAAUUGUCCAGUUGCUCACAUGGAGCGCAUUGUAUCAGAAGUUUUACGAAAGAUUGUUAGGAAAUACAGUAGUAAAAGGCCAGAGGUUAUUGCAGUUGCCGUGGAAAAUGCAAAUGCAGUUCUUGCUGAAGAAUUAAAGGCAAAGUUAUCCAAAUCAAGAGGUAGUUUAACGACACUGUUGAACCAAUCAGGCGAUGACGGUCCAGCAAAGGAAAGAGCUUACAUAGAAACAGAUGAAGUUCAAACUACUACAAGUACUACAGCUGAGUUUGACAACAGCUUAAGAGAAGAAGAAUAUAUAAAUGAUGAAGAUGCAAAUGAACUGUUCUUGGAGGAUAAUGUAGACACGAGCUCUGAAACAGCAAUUCCAGCUUCAGACCCCAAGCCAGCGGAUUUUAAUAAGUUUUGGGAAAGAAAAGAAGACAAUGGAAGCAUAUCUAAUGUAAAUGUUAAAAACGCAGAAAACAAAACCUUAGCCAAUAAUUCGUCAACAAAAUCGGCAAAGAGAAAUAAAUGGGAACCUGAAGAAAUUUCUAAACUAAUUCAAUUACGUGGUGAAAUGGACAGUAGAUUUCGAGCAGUGAAGGCAAGGAUGGUCCUUUGGGAAGAGGUUUCUUCUAAGCUUCUUGAGUCAGGGGUUAAGCGUACACCUGGUCAAUGUAAAUCUAUCUGGGCUUCGCUAGUUCAGAAAUAUGAGGACAACAGGGUUGGAAAUAAGGGAAAAAAAGGUUGGCCUUUUUUUGAGGAGAUGGACAAGAUCUUAUCCGUUCACCACGCUGAGAAAUGAGUAAAUUUUGAGAUGUUGAACAACUACUUCCAGUAAGUUGCAUUGGAGAGAGAGAGAUAGAGGAGGGGGGAGGGGGGAGGGGGGAGUUUGUGGCAGAUAUGGCAGAGGAUGGUGCUAGAGCUCUGUUCAAUUUUCUCUAGUAUGCUUGCUGGAAUGCCCAAGAAUUUCACCUGCAGAUCUAGCUGCAACUGAGGACGAAAAGAAAGAAAGAAAAAAAAAAUGGGCCUGUACAAUUGAAGAUGGAGGAAUGCAUCUGGAUAUGCGUUCUUGAGGGGUAGAAAUCAUAAUUAUUCUGCUCAUGGUUGGAAGGGGUAGAAAACGUAAUUAUUCUGCUCAUGGUUGGAAUUUUGUAGUGCUAUUGUUUCAGAAUGUGUGUGUGAGAGAGAGAGGGUUGGUUAACCUGUAAGCAUCAGUGAGAAAGAGAGAGGGUUGGUUAACCUGUAAGCAUGUGAGAGAGAGAGAGAGAGGGUUGGUUAAUCGGUAAGCAUCAGUGUCAAAAUUUUGUUCUGAGAAUCCCCUGUUAAAUUAUCAAUUAAAUAUUUAUGUUCUUCAUGUUA
This is a messenger RNA of Amborella trichopoda, 3366 nucleotides long. Its product is annotated as RNA-metabolising metallo-beta-lactamase family protein. NCBI's taxonomy places the organism in Eukaryota, Viridiplantae, Streptophyta, Magnoliopsida, Amborellales, Amborellaceae. The record is from RefSeq and is a predicted model, not a curated record.